Messenger RNA from Chelonia mydas (Green sea turtle), 590 nucleotides. It is a transcript of the gene RPS25, whose product is annotated as ribosomal protein S25. The record is from RefSeq and is a predicted model, not a curated record. Gene Ontology annotation, molecular function: structural constituent of ribosome. The coding region runs from base 45 to 524 and encodes 159 amino acids. Gene Ontology annotation, cellular component: cytosolic small ribosomal subunit. NCBI's taxonomy places the organism in Eukaryota, Metazoa, Chordata, Testudines, Cheloniidae. The transcript is spliced from 5 exons.
GGAAUUGUAUUUCUUUCUCUUUGACCCAGAAGCGGUGUUGCUACAUGCUCCGGAAGUGCAGUGAAAGCACGGGGUUUCCCAGGCUCCCUGAGCAGACUCUUUCCUUUCUCAUCCGACAUCUUGAAGCAGCAGGAGCAGCUGCCGCCAUGCCCCCCAAGGACGAUAAGAAAAAGAAGGAUGCGGGGAAGUCCGCUAAGAAAGACAAGGACCCAGUGAACAAAUCUGGGGGUAAAGCCAAAAAAAAGAAGUGGUCCAAAGGGAAAGUAAGAGACAAGCUGAACAACCUUGUUUUGUUUGAUAAGGCUACUUAUGAUAAACUCUGCAAAGAAGUGCCCAACUACAAGCUCAUCACGCCAGCUGUAGUCUCCGAAAGGUUGAAGAUUCGAGGAUCUUUAGCAAGGGCUGCCCUCCAAGAACUGCUCAGCAAAGGUUUGAUCAAACUUGUGUCCAAGCACCGAGCCCAAGUGAUUUACACCAGAAACACGAAGGGUGGAGAUGCACCUGCUGGUGGGGAGGAUGCUUAAAAAAGUUUUCCAGUCACCUCUGCAAUAUUUCUUAUGUAAAUGUAUACAAUAAAAUUGUUGAAUUAA